UUGACUAAAACCCGAGACAUUUAACUUGAUGGAUUUUUGCAUGUUAGGAGAAUAGAUUGAUAUAACUUGAGUUUUUGGUCUUUUAAAGUGGUUGUUUUAAUAGUAUUUAAAAUAAUGGAGACAUUGGAAAGCAUAGGUCCUCUCCAACAAGAGUUGACAAGAGAAUUGAAUGUGGAGAACCACCUUUAUCUCCCGCCACUGCCUCCUAGCGAAGAGCCUCCACCACCUCCCCUGCAAACGUCCAGUGACGCAGACGUAAUGGACGUUGGCUCUGGUGGUGCUGGACAGUCAGAUACCCCUCCUGCUGGGGACAUAUACGCCCACUUCGGACCCCAGCUCCUCACCAAAGGAUCUGCUCCCUACAAAAGCCGCCUCUGCAUAGACCCAGACAACUGUGACCUAAGCCCAAGAACAGCUCGCCACGCCCCAUUAGUUCGAAAAUUCAUCCCAGAUCUUAGGUUGCUUAAGGAUGUUAAGAUUAGUGUCAGCUUCACUGAAAGCUGCAAAAGCAAAGACAGAAAGGUUCUUUAUACUGGAGCUGAACUAGACGAUAAGGCUGAGGCAGCUUUUAGUAUAAAUGAUGUCAAAGGAGAUUUCCAUGUGUGUCCUUUUGAUGGUAGUCAUGGGAACAUAGUAGGAGUAGUGGGUGAGAGUGUAGACAAGAGGGAUGAGGAAAAUGAGAUUGAUCAGGAAAAGAGAGUGGAGUAUGCAGUACUGGAUGAGUUAGAAGAUUUUACUGACAAUAUGGAAAUAGAGGAAGAAACAGGAGGGUUCACAGCUAAAGCAAUUUCUCAACGAGAUAAAGUGGAUGAAGACACCUUGAAUUUCUCCUAUGAGGAUGAUUUUGACAAUGAUGUGGAUGCACUCCUAGAAGAGGGCCUUUGUGCUCCCAAAAAGAGAAAAAUUGAGGAAAAAUAUGGAGGGGAGAGUGAUCAUCUCUCUGAUGGAGAAACAACUGUGCAGCCAAUGAUGACCAAAAUAAAGACCGUCCUUAAAAGCCGUGGCCGCCCGCCUACAGAACCAUUACCUGAUGGAUGGAUCAUGACAUUCCAUAACUCUGGAAUUCCUGUCUAUCUGCAUAGAGAAUCUAGAGUUGUUACCUGGUCCAGACCAUACUUCUUAGGAACAGGAAGCAUAAGGAAACAUGAUCCUCCCCUGAGCAGCAUUCCUUGCCUACAUUAUAAGAAAAUGAAGGACAACGAAGAAAGAGAACUCAGCAAUGACAUCACCCCGAUUGGGGAUGCUUCUCCAAUCAAGUCCAUGGAGAAAGCUUCAGAGUUGGACAGCCAGACUGAGGAGCCAGAUUCCACAGCUGUGGACUCUGGAUCCCUUGAUGAGAAAGAACCUCUAGGAGGAGACACAGCCCAAGGAGCCUUAGGACAAGUUAAGGCCAAAGUGGAAGUGUGUAAAGAUGAAUCUGUUGAUCUUGAGGACUUUCGAAACUAUCUGGAAAAGCGUUUUGAUUUUGAGCAAGUUACUGUGAAAAAGUUCAGGACUUGGGCAGAAAGACGCCAAUUCAAUCGUGAGAUGAAACGUAAGCAGGCAGAGUCUGAGAGGCCCAUCCUGCCUGCCAACCAGAAACUCAUUACUCUGUCUGUGCAUGAUGCGCCCACAAAGAAAGAAUUUGUUAUUAAUCCCAAUGGGAAGUCAGAAGUCUGCAUACUACAUGAGUACAUGCAGCGAGUCCUCAAGGUUCGCCCUGUUUACACUUUCUUUGAAUGUGAGAACCCAAGUGAGCCUUUUGGAGCCUCAGUGACUAUUGAUGGAGUGACCUAUGGGGCUGGAACUGCAAGCAGCAAAAAGCUUGCAAAGAACAAAGCUGCCCGAGCCACACUGGAAAUUCUCAUCCCUGACUUUGUUAAGCAGACCUCUGACGAGAAACCCAAAGACAGCGAAGAACUUGAGUAUUUUAACCAUAUCAGUAUUGAAGACUCCCGGGUGUAUGAAUUGACCAGUAAGGCGGGACUUCUGUCACCGUAUCAGAUUCUCCACGAGUGCCUUAAAAGAAACCACGGAAUGGGCGACACAACCAUCAAGUUUGAAGUGAUCCCUGGAAAAAACCAGAAGAGUGAAUAUGUGAUGACUUGUGGGAAGCACACUGUCCGAGGCUGGUGUAAAAACAAGAGAGUAGGGAAACAACUAGCCUCUCAGAAAAUCCUUCAACUUCUGCACCCCCAUGUCAAAAAUUGGGGCUCUUUAUUGCGCAUGUAUGGCCGGGAGAGCAACAAGAUGGUAAAACAGGAAAUGUCCGAUAAGAGCGUCAUCGAACUUCAGCAGUAUGCCAAGAAGAACAAGCCAAACCUACACAUUCUGAACAAGCUGCAGGAGGAGAUGAAGAAGCUGGCACAGGAGAGGGUGAGGGACAGAUCUAAACCUCGUAUGUUGCUCUACAUGGAAUAUGCCAUCAUCACGUACGAUCGGAAGAUUGUGAAGGGGAAAAAAGAGUAA
Messenger RNA from Gracilinanus agilis (Agile Gracile Mouse Opossum), 2448 nucleotides. It is a transcript of the gene DGCR8, whose product is annotated as DGCR8 microprocessor complex subunit. Gene Ontology annotation, biological process: primary miRNA processing. The record is from RefSeq and is a predicted model, not a curated record. Gene Ontology annotation, molecular function: identical protein binding; primary miRNA binding; heme binding. Gene Ontology annotation, cellular component: microprocessor complex. Bases 115 to 2448 code for a protein of 777 amino acids. The transcript has 13 exons. NCBI's taxonomy places the organism in Eukaryota, Metazoa, Chordata, Mammalia, Didelphimorphia, Didelphidae.